This is a messenger RNA of Panicum hallii, 1057 nucleotides long. RefSeq names its product protein SCARECROW 1-like. The transcript is spliced from 3 exons. Bases 3 to 647 code for a protein of 214 amino acids. The record is from RefSeq and is a predicted model, not a curated record. NCBI's taxonomy places the organism in Eukaryota, Viridiplantae, Streptophyta, Magnoliopsida, Poales, Poaceae.
CCAUGGAGCGCCCCCUCCGCCGCCUCGCGCUGCUGCUCGGCCUCCUCGCCUUGGCCGCGGCGGCCGCCACGAGGGCCGGGGCGCAGCCGGCGUGCGAGCCCUCCAACCUCGCCACCCAGAUCACGCUCUUCUGCAUGCCCGACAUGCCCACGGCGCCCUGCUGCGAGCCGGUCGUCGCCUCCGUCGACCUCGGCGGCGGCGUUCCCUGCCUCUGCCGCGUCGCCGCCCAGCCGCAGCUCGUCCUCGCCCGCCUCAACGCCUCCCACCUCCUCGCGCUCUACACCGCCUGCGGGGGGCUGCGCACCGGGGGAGCCCACCUCGCCGCCGCCUGCCAGGGUCCGUCACCCCCUGCAACCGUCCCCGUCAUCGCCCCGCCGCCCCCCGCGCCUCGCCACAAGCUGCCAGCACACGGCGAGGCCCCUCCCCCACCGCCGACGAGCGAAAAGCCGUCCCCGCCUCCCCAGCCGCAGCAGCCAGGUGGAACCGCCGCCCACGGCAAGGCCAUCUCCGCCAGCCCGGCCGCCGCAUCCUCGCCGCUGGCGCCGGCCGCUGCGCCCACGCCGCCUACCUCCGGCUCAGACAAGAGGCGCCGCCACUCCUCGCUCGUCUUCUUCCUCUUCGUCGCCAUCAUCAUCGCCCUCGACUGAUGAGCCGCGGCGCCUCCCCGGACGGCCGCCAACCAUCGCCGGUGCCUGACUUGAGCUCGUAGCGGCAGCAGCAGUAGUACUACUCGUCUUCCCGAUUUUGCUUCAGCAGUAGUAGUAGAGUAGUAUCAUCAUUAGUAGCAGUAGUAGUGCACCCUUCGCAGUUCUGUUGCCUCUUAUUAGUAGUAUCGUUUGGUACUUGAUCGGUGGAAUCGCCAGAAGGGCGGACGUGAUGGUUGGUCUAGCAGUACCCGUACGAUGAUACCUGCAGUAUGUUCUUCGUUCGUGUGCCUCCUCGGUCGCGUGUUUCUGCUGGGCGUCCACCGUGUCUUGAUCGAUCACUUGCCUGGUUGAAGUGACUCGAACAAGAGAUCCAAUGUGGCCGAGGAGAACACUGCCUUUUUUUUUUGUUA